UUUCUUCUGCAGACUUGAGCAUUAAGAAGUCACCGCUUUGGAUAUAUGCAAAACGGUUUAGUCUUAGCACCAAUAUGAGAUCAGCCAAUUUUGCUGAAUACAAUGAAUGGCUUCUUAAAUUGGGCAACGGUACACUUCGAGCUGAAUCAUCUCGAAUCACAGAUCCAGAAUACUUUCGUGUUCCAGAUCAAUUUUUAGUUAAUAGCGUUGACGAGCUAACAACUGAAAUCUAUGGUGCUGGACUUGAUCCAGCUUAUCAAGAUCAGGCAGAGGAAAUGGCCAAAAAGGUCAUUCUCACCACCACCAAUGAUUUAGCACAUUUUUUCAAUACAAAAAUAUCAAACUCAUUCAUUGGUGAGAAUACAAUUUAUUACAGCAUUGACAAUAUUGCGGAAAACCACAGCGGUUUGCAAUUCAAUGUUGAGUGUCUUCAUGCGAUGAACCCGCAAGGUUAUCCUAGACACAAACUGGAAUUAAAAGUUGGAUCCAUUAUAAUGUUGAUCCGCAAUGUUGAACCACAAAGCGGUUUGCUUAAUGGUACACGUUUAGUUGUCACUCAACUAAAAAGACGCACCAUUAAAGCUCGCAUAUUGACAGGAACGCACAAAAACACGGAGGCUCUGAUUCCUCGGAUCAUUUUCCAACAAAAUGAUCAAGAUCCUGAGCUGCCAUUCAAAUUGGUGCGUAGACAAUUUCCUGUGGUGUUGGCUUUUGCCCUGACAAUUAAUAAGUCUCAAGGGCAAUCUUUCGAAAAAGUAGGUGUAUACCUUCCCACACCAGUAUUCCAACAUGGAAUGAUGUAUGUGGCUCUUUCCCGAUGCAAAAAUCCUAAUAAUCUUAAGAUUUUUGUCGAGGAAAUUGAGGAAAAGCAAGGUGCUAUUUUGCUGACGGUCAACAACGAUCGCAGCAUCUACACCAAAAAUAUCGUAUUCCGCCAACUUAUCGAUAUCGAUGAACAAUAAUAAGUAUGCUGUUUGAUCGAUAAGUUGAUGUUGGAUUUACGUAACAUUUUCAAAGGUGUCAGGUACAAUACACAAGUCAUAGCUGACCCUGCGGUACCAAACCGAAACCGGAAGCAAAACGCCGUGCAUAGAAAUCCACCGUCAGGCACAAAGCACGAAGCGUUAAAAUUGACACCUUUGGCUAGAUGCCAAGCAGGGGGGCGGCGCAGCCGCCACACCUGCGGGUAUCCAGCUAUAUUGACCGUCAAGGAUUGAUACCUUUGACUGGAUACCAAGCAGGGGGGCGGCGCAGCCGCCACCCCUGCGGGUAUCCAGCUCUAUUGACCUCA
Messenger RNA from Dermatophagoides farinae (American house dust mite), 1291 nucleotides. RefSeq names its product ATP-dependent DNA helicase PIF1-like. Gene Ontology annotation, biological process: telomere maintenance; DNA repair. The record is from RefSeq and is a predicted model, not a curated record. Gene Ontology annotation, molecular function: DNA helicase activity. NCBI's taxonomy places the organism in Eukaryota, Metazoa, Arthropoda, Arachnida, Sarcoptiformes, Pyroglyphidae.